Danaus chrysippus (African queen) is the source of this 741-nucleotide messenger RNA. The record is from the annotation of a GenBank genome assembly. NCBI's taxonomy places the organism in Eukaryota, Metazoa, Arthropoda, Insecta, Lepidoptera, Nymphalidae.
AUGGAACGGUACCUCCGGGAAGAGCCCCGGGGGAAACGCAGAGAUUCCCUUCAAGAAGAGGAGUGGGCGAGGUCAUCUUCGUGCUCACCACCUUCCUCCCUCUCCCCGCAGUCACCUAGAGUGGUCACAGUCACAACUGCAGCAGUGAAAAGUGAACCGCCUAGCGAUUCUGAUGAACCAAGAGGGACGAAAGUAAAUGAGCCACAUCGCUGCCGAUGUGGACUCAGUCAAGUCGGCCAACACGGUCCAACUUGCCAGCGCAAUGCUGCAAGAAUAUCUCGGCAUGGAACUGUAAAUCACGUGAGGCGGAAUAUUGUAACCGUGACCGUGCCUCCGGUCCAAGCUAUCCCAGUACGCGAGGAAGUCAAACGUUCAGAGGGAAUCACUAUCGUACCAGCGAAGAAAGACGAGCCCAGCCCACCGGUGCGUCGUCAUGUGCCGCGGCAUCAUGCGCACCCGCACGCAACGGAUCCCCGCCGACGCGUCCACCGCUGCGAAUUCCCCGCUUGCGAUAAAGUCUACACCAAGAGCUCGCACCUUAAAGCCCACAAACGGACUCACACAGGCGAGAAGCCUUACAAGUGCUCGUGGGAGGGCUGCGAAUGGCGGUUUGCUCGCUCCGACGAAUUGACCCGGCACUACCGGAAGCAUACCGGCGCGAAACCGUUCCGCUGCCGUCACUGCGAACGCUGCUUCUCCCGCUCAGACCACCUCGCACUACAUGCGAAGCGCCACGCGUAG